Molecule: messenger RNA, 879 nt
Organism: Aplosporella prunicola CBS 121167
Lineage: Eukaryota; Fungi; Ascomycota; Dothideomycetes; Botryosphaeriales; Aplosporellaceae
Exons: 2
Coding region: 1-879 (292 amino acids)
Biological process (GO): nucleotide metabolic process
Molecular function (GO): ATP:ADP adenylyltransferase activity; ATP binding
Source: RefSeq, a predicted model, not a curated record
AUGGCUGUCCCUGAUUACAAGAACCUUCUCGAGAAGUUCGACGACCUGACGACACGUGGCAUAAUUCAAUACUCGCCACCCCGUAAGGUGGAAUUUGAAGACGACGGAUUCACAUUCGAAUUUUACAUCACCGAUGCGCUCUCAAGCAAGCCGCAAGCCGGGGAAGCCGUGCAGACUGAAGAUCAUCCCACCCGCUUCGGACCCGGAAGCGACAUCCUGAACAACAACUCCGAAAUGCUGCUAGCGAACAUCAACUCCACGCACCUGCUUGUGCUGAACAAGUUCUGCGUGUUUCGGUCCCAGCUACUUCUCCUGACCGCCGACUCCUACCGUCGCCAGAGCGAGCAACUCGAUCUUGAAGAUUUCAAGGCCGUUUGCGACAUUCUUCCCUUGAUGGGCGAUCCGCAUAUGGCCAUGUACAAUUGCGGCGCCAAGUCUGGAGCAAGUAGGCAGCAUAAGCACAUCCAUGUUUUGCCCCGGCCAAGUCACCUUUUCCCUGAUGACCGGAAUUUUGAUCCUGCGAAGAUUCCUUUCCUUUACCUUCUUCAGUAUUUGGACAAGGGCAUCAUUGGAAGCCGAGAUGGACCACAAGUUCUCCUGCAAACUUAUCAGGACUUGCUGGGGAGGGCGAAACAGGCAUCAAGCAAUUGCUCCGAGGAUGCGGAGUAUGCACAUAAUAUUGUGCUUACGAACGAAUGGCUGAUUGUCAUUCCUAGGAGCCGUGCCAUUUUCGAGGGAAUAGCAACGAAUGCUGCUGGCAUGGUAGGUUCUGUCUGGCUGAACGACGACAUUCAAAUGGACGACUGGAAAGCGAAGGGACCGAAAAAAGUUUUGCGUCAACUUGGCCUACCUAGAGUUCAGAAUGCGGUGGGGUUGUGA